GUUUCUAGCCUGUAUUCUUGACAUCUAUAGCAAGUGUAACAUAUUUAAGCUAUUUUUACUAGCUUCUUCUUGUAAUAUCCAACCACUGAACAUUCUACUUUACUGUCUAUUUCCAAUUUCCAAUUUGUAGUUUAUAUUAUCCUUUAUGUAUUUCAUUUCAACUCUUUUCGUGACUUUCGUCACAUCACAAACUCUUGCUGUUGCUGCACCAGCACCAGCUCUGGCUUCUACGAUUCUUGUCAAGAGAACUCCACAGGAUAUUGCCGAGAUCGAAACAGAACUCGAGGCUUUUGCCGAAAGUAAUUUUUUCAAGCGAUGGCCUCAACGAAGAACUCAAGGCACUCGACGUGCUGGUAAUACCAAUACGAGAAGAAAAGGUACUGCUCAACCUCAACCUCAACCCAAAAAGCGUGUUUCCACUGGCAAUCAAAGAACUGGUGGCAAUCAAAGAGCUGGCGGCAAUAGGAGAGCUGGCGGAAAUAGGAGAGUUGGUGGCAAUCAAAAGACUGGAGGAAAUCAGAAAACUGGUGGCAAUCAAAAUACUGGUGGCAAUCAAAAAACUGGCGGAAACCAAAAAACCGGUGGCAAUCAGAAAACUGGUGGAAAUAAGAAAACCGGUGGAGCAGGCACGGAAGGAACACUUCCCACUGGUGUCCAAGCUUUCGAAAAAAGAUCUGCUACCGCGUACUGUCGUCAAUUUAAUGUCGAUGAAGCAGAUGGUGUUCAACGCAAGGAAGGUGGUCAAACCUGCUCGUCUAUGGAACAAGGACUCAUUCCUGAUGUUAAAAAAAUGGUUUCCACUCUGAUUACCAGCCCAAAGUUUGGUGCAAAAUUGGACGCAUCCAAGGACAACGAAGUUAUCUUGGACAAUAUGAAUCUAUCGACUGGAUUCUUUAGUGAGGCCAACUCGGAAUACUAUUUAGCGCCUCAGACACUUGAUGCAAACGCUGGCAUUAUUGAAGGUCAUCAGCAUAUUACUGUCCAGCUUCUCUUAUCGCAAAAUACUGCACCUGAUCCUCAAAAGUUUGAAUUUUUCAAAGGUAUUAACGAUGUCGCAACUGACGGCCAAAAACGUAAAUUGAGCACCACGAUCCCAGCAGGCCAGUUUAAACAAAAUGGAAUUUACCGUAUUUGCUCUAUUACAGGAUCAGAUACUCAUCAGCCAGUUAUUAUGCCAGUGGCACAACGCGGGUCUCAAGAUGAUUGCAUUCGUGUCGAGGUCAUCAAUGCUGGCUAAAUUUUUCCACUUUGACAUUCAAAUGGAAUGGGCGUCAAUAACCUCGGCAAUCCAGACUGCAAAAUUUCAACUCUUGUUUAAUACAUCUUAUUGUCUGGUCUUCAUCCUGUAUCAUUUUGGGAUGAUGGCUUUAAAUGAAUUUGCAAUCUUUUAAUUUAUUGUC
Molecule: messenger RNA, 1400 nt
Organism: Batrachochytrium dendrobatidis JAM81
Lineage: Eukaryota; Fungi; Chytridiomycota; Chytridiomycetes; Rhizophydiales
Exons: 1
Coding region: 146-1237 (363 amino acids)
Source: RefSeq, a predicted model, not a curated record